Messenger RNA from Rhizophagus irregularis DAOM 181602=DAOM 197198, 1197 nucleotides. Lineage: Eukaryota; Fungi; Glomeromycota; Glomeromycetes; Glomerales; Glomeraceae. The record is from RefSeq and is a predicted model, not a curated record.
AUGCUUAGACAGCUUAUUAACAUAAAAAACUUCCUUACUAGGCAUAACAUCAAUCAAAUACAUGAGAUAGAUGAUAGACCAAUACAUUGUCUCAUUUAUCGGUUUAUUCAAUUCUGUAUUUCAAUCUAUAUCAUUCUAUUAAUCUGCGAGGGUAAAUUAUAUUUAAAAACGGACCCUCUAACACCUGGCGCGGUAAGAUUAACAUUACAGGAACCAAGUAAUUUUAUAAAACCCUCAUAUUGUGUGGAAUCGCCACCAAACGCAAAUCCAUCAAGUUGUGCAGAAGAUAAAUUACCCUGCGUAUAUUGGGGAGCAAAAGAAAUACAAUAUCCAAUCGAGGAAACGGGCGUAGCAUUUUUUACUACAAGAGCAAGUAUAGUAAAAUAUCCACCAGGAACAUGCAAGAUUUUAGCAUCAUCACCUAAAGAUGCUUGUAUAAUUAAUUCUCAUAAAACUCAUAAAGCUCAUGGUGAAUCUGUAAUGAAUAGUUCUUUUAUCGCUGAUAUUGAAAAUUACACUGUUAUGAUCGAACAUUCAAUUGCUUCUAUUGAUGGAAAAGUCUUACUUAAAAAUAGAUGUAUGAAUGGUCAAUUUUUAUCUGCUGACGAUAAGACCGUAAUUAAAUCAUGGUGGACUGAUUGUGGUAAAGAAAAACUGAUGAUUGAUCCAAAAGACGAUGGUGAUGUUUUAACACUGAAAGAAAUUUUGGACGCUGCAGCUUGCUCAACCGCUCCUGGUGCAAACGAGUCAAAUAGAUCCUCUGGUAUUAUUAUCGUAAUUGUAAUAUACUAUGAAUAUUAUCAAAAUCCAUAUCCAAUCUCGUACUUUAUCAAUAACGUAUACAAUUAUAAAUAUAAGGCAAGAAUUAUUGAUGAUGCUAAAUAUAAAAUAAUUGAAGCUACUUCUAAUAUUGAUGAUGGUUCUUAUACAAUUAAAAAUCGCCAUGGGAUUCGGUUUGUAUUUAAUCAACAUGGAAAAAUUAGGUCAUUCAGUUGGACAGCCUUAAUUAUAAAUGUCACAGCAUCUCUUUAUUCAUAUAGAGUUGUAUCCUUAAUUAUGGAUUUUUCAAUAAGACACGAAGUGGAUAAAUUGUUUGAAAAAUAUUGCAUGAAUAUAUAUACAUGGUUUAAAGGAAUUUUCCAUUCGAAUAGGGAUAAUGAUAAUAAAGAUAAUGAAGAAUCCUUACUUAUUUUGUAA